CGGCCGGGCUGAGGCGGGAGCGCCGCUCCGCCGCCAUUGCUGCCUCCCUCCGGCCUCCGCCGCUUUAAACGGCACCGGAACAGCCACCGGAACCGGCUCCGGCACCGGGCCCGGCCCGCGGCGCCGCAGCCCCGCCAUGGAGGCGAACGCGGCCAAGCGGAAGGAGCCGCGCAAGGCGCUGCGGGUUAAAGUCAUCUCCAUGGGCAACGCCGAGGUGGGCAAGAGCUGCAUCAUCAAGCGGUACUGCGAGAAGAGGUUCGUGCCCAAGUACCUGGCCACCAUCGGCAUCGACUACGGCGUCACCAAGGUGCAGAUCCGGGACCGGGAGAUCAAGGUGAACAUCUUCGACAUGGCCGGGCACCCCUUCUUCUAUGAGGUGCGGAACGAGUUCUACAAGGACACGCAGGGGGUGCUGCUGGUGUACGACGUCGGCUCCAAGGAAUCCUUCGAGGCGCUCGACUCGUGGCUGGCCGAGAUGCGCCGCGAGCUGGGGCCCCACGGCAGCCUGGACAGCGUCGUCUUCGCCGUCUGCGCCAACAAGGUGGACGCGGGGAAGCUGCGGGUGGUGGACGAGAGCGAGGGCCGGCUCUGGGCCGAGAGCCGCGGAUUCCUCUACUGGGAGACGUCGGCGCAGAGCGGGGAGGGCAUCCAGGAGAUGUUCCAGAACUUCUAUUCUGCCAUCGUGGAGCUGUGUGAGAACGGGGGCAAGCGGCCGGCGGGCUCGGGGGGGCUCAGCUUCACCCGCGAGCAGGCCGACGCCAUCCGGAGGAUCCGCGGCAGCAAAGACAGCUGGGACCUGCUGGGGCUCAAACCCGGCGCCUCCAGGGAGGAGGUGACGCGGGCCUACCGGCGCCUGGCCGUGCUGCUGCACCCUGACAAGUGCGUUGCCCCCGGCUCCGAGGACGCCUUCAAGGCCGUGGUCAACGCCCGAACCGCGCUGCUCAAAAACAUCAAAUGAACCCCAAAAAUCCCCCAAAUUUACACCCAGAAAUUCCCAAAUUUCCGUCUCCGGGAUCGGAUCCGCAUCGGGGAGGAGAGGGGAUGCAAAAUUAAAGGGAUUUGGGGGAUUUAUUCCCGGUUUUUUCAGUGUUAUUCCCAUUUUUCUGUGAGUUAUUCCCAUUUUUCUAUGAGUUAUUCCCAUUUUUUGGCCUUUUAUUCCCAUUUU
Messenger RNA from Zonotrichia leucophrys gambelii, 1165 nucleotides. RefSeq names its product dnaJ homolog subfamily C member 27. Gene Ontology annotation, molecular function: GTPase activity; GTP binding. Gene Ontology annotation, cellular component: trans-Golgi network; Golgi cisterna. The record is from RefSeq and is a predicted model, not a curated record. Bases 137 to 958 code for a protein of 273 amino acids. Lineage: Eukaryota; Metazoa; Chordata; Aves; Passeriformes; Passerellidae. The transcript is spliced from 8 exons. Gene Ontology annotation, biological process: vesicle-mediated transport.